AUGAUGAGAAAUCAUAUUCAAGCUGUACUUUAUAUUCUCAAUUUUUUCAUUUUUUUUUUUUUCCUAAAAAUUCUGUUUUCUCACUUUCGGCUUGAUGAAACUUACGUAUUCAUAUUUUUAAUAUUUCUUUUCUCUCUUACUCCCCACUUCUUCUCCUUCCUUCCUUCUCCUCCUACUUCUACCUUUCUUCUCAUCUCCCUUCCUCCUACUUAUUUUAUCCUACUCCUUCUUCUUCCCUCCUCCUUAUUUUAUUCUACUCCUUCUUCUUCCUUCUUACUUCUUCCCUCCUCCUACUUUUUUCUUUCUUUCUCUUCUAAUUCAUUUUAUCUUGUCGCUCUUUUCUGUUCUUCCUUUCUCUCUUUCCUCAUUCCGAUCAUCUUUGUUCUAUUUUUCUUUUUAAUAAUUUCAUUCCUUAUCCUAAUCCACAUUUUAUCCUUUAAUCCUUCUUUACUAUUGUUUCAUUCUUUUUCUUUCUCAUCUUUUUCCUCUCAUUCUUUCUUCUUACUUUUUCCACUUUUUUCCUUUCUUUCCUUGUCCUUUUCCUUACCUUUCUUCUAUCUUUCUGCUUUGUUUUUCUCCUUUCUUUUCUCUUUGAUCUCUCUCUCUCUCUCUUAUCCUUUUCCUCUCUCUAUUUCUUUCAUCUUCCUUCAUUCUUCUUCUUUUCCUUUUCCUCUUUAUUUUCCCAUUUGUCUCUUUUCUCUUUUUGUUUUCAUGCUCCUCCUCCUCCUCCCUUCUCAAUUUUUUCUUUUUUUAAAAUCCUUUUCUCUUUCAUACUCUUUCUUCUUCCUUUAUUAUUUCUUUCUUUCCUUAGCCUUCUCUUCAUCUCAUUCCUUUUUUUUUCUUCUUCUUCACAUUUUCAGUUUUUCUUUGGUUGGUUCCCUUCUUUUUUUGUUGUUCAUCUUCCUUUAA
Acanthosepion pharaonis is the source of this 909-nucleotide messenger RNA. NCBI's taxonomy places the organism in Eukaryota, Metazoa, Mollusca, Cephalopoda, Sepiida, Sepiidae. The record is from the annotation of a GenBank genome assembly.